AUGAAUGUUCGGGAGUCUAGCCAUUUUCAAACCACCGGUCGGGGUGAAUUUCUGCUCAGACUAAACCAAACUCGUCAGGUCGAGCUAUUUGUGGACCCAGACCGUGGUUAUUCUGGUUCAGAGCUUAUGUCGACAACACAAAUUCCGAUGGCAUGCCUGGAUUGUAAACAAUCAGACGGUGGUCGGAAGCUGAAACAG
Opisthorchis viverrini is the source of this 198-nucleotide messenger RNA. RefSeq lists its product as hypothetical. NCBI's taxonomy places the organism in Eukaryota, Metazoa, Platyhelminthes, Trematoda, Opisthorchiida, Opisthorchiidae. The annotation marks the transcript as partial. The transcript has 2 exons. The record is from RefSeq and is a predicted model, not a curated record.